UCCCACAGCUGCCAGGAGCAGCUCUCUCCCCGACCAUGAAAGCUGCUGCUGCUCUGCACCUGACCCAGACAGCAAGCCUAGGCCUUGGCUUCUUGCUCCUGCUUUCUCUCUGCCUGGGCCCAGGCCAAGCCAAAGAGUUGAAGUUCGUGACAUUGUUGUUUCGGCAUGGAGACCGGAGUCCCAUCAGCACCUUUCCUAAUGACCCCAUCAAGGAAUCCUCGUGGCCACAAGGAUAUGGCCAACUCACUCAGCGCGGCAUGGAACAGCAUUAUGAACUGGGAAGUUAUAUAAGGAGAAGAUACAGAGGAUUCUUGAAUGAGUCCUAUAAAUGUGAUCAGGUUUAUAUUCGAAGCACAGAUGUGGACCGGACCUUGAUGAGUGCAAUGACAAACCUUGCAGCCCUGUUUCCCCCAGAGGGGAUCAGCGUCUGGAAUCCCAGCCUGCCCUGGCAGCCCAUCCCAGUGCACACAGUGUCUCUCUCUGAAGAUCGGUUGCUCUACCUGCCUUUCAGGGACUGUCCUCGUUUUCAAGAACUCAAGAGGGAGACUUUGCAAUCUGAGGAAUUCCAGAAGCGGCUUCAUCCAUAUAAAAGCUUCAUAGAAACCUUGUCAUCACUGUCAGGAUUCACCAACCAGGAUCUUUUUGGAAUUUGGAGUAAUGUUUACGACCCUUUAUAUUGCGAGGGUGCCCACAAUUUCACUUUGCCCCCCUGGGCCACCAAAGACGCCAUGACUAAGUUGAAAGAGUUAUCGGAACUAUCCCUGCUCUCUCUUUAUGGAAUUCACAAGCAGAAAGAGAAAUCUAGACUCCAGGGGGGUGUCCUGGUUGGUGAAAUCCUCAAGAACAUGAAGAUUGCCGCUCAGUCACAGAAGUACAAGAAAUUUGUCAUGUAUUCUGCACACGACACAACUGUGAGUGGCCUGCAGAUGGCGCUAGAUGUCUAUAAUGGAAUUCUACCUCCCUACGCUUCUUGCCACAUAAUGGAAUUGUAUCAUGAUGAGAGGGGCCACUUUGUGGAGAUGUACUAUCGGAAUGAGACCCAGCACGAGCCCCACCCACUCACGCUGCCGGGCUGCACCCACAGCUGUCCUCUGGAGAAGUUCUCAGAGCUGCUGGACCCCGUGAUCCCAGAGGACUGGUCCACGGAGUGUAUGGGCACAAGCAACCACCAAGUGUUGCUGUAAAAGAAAACCAGUUCCCAGUGCGAUCAGGAAUAAGAGUUAGGUCAAGGUUGUGGGGCUGCCAUGGGAUCCGAGAUUAGCACAAAGACCUCUAUUGUUGAAGGACUCGCAGGUUUUGCUUAAACAGGACGGAAUAAGACUGCACUGGGAAUGCCUGGCAUAAAACAGGUUUCAAACAAAGCCCACUGGUUAGUGUACAAGCACGAAAAAGAAGACGCUUAUCCCAUGCUGAUGGGCAAAGCAGUGGUUUACCUGACAACAGCGCUCAUCUGUUCCUGCCUUCUCCCAAAGAAAGGCAAACAGAGGAGCUAGGAGAAAACCCUGGAGGAGUUUUCCAUUCCCAGCCUAGAAUGAUCGGAUUUCGUACGUAUGUUAAAACACACUGAGUAGAAGAACUGAAAAAUGAAAGCCUCUUUCUAGCCAUCCAUGUUCCUUUCAAAGAAACUAAAGGUCAAGCUUUCCAGAAAGCUCCAUAUAUGGCAUCCAUACAGCAGAUCCUGGAAGUAGCCAAUAAAGGACCUGACAAGAGCAAGAUAUGCAGACACUGCACCUCAGAGGUGAGCAUGCUCCACAGAGCAUCUCCCGAAACCCCAGUGCCAUGAGAUGCAGAAUCUAAAGCUGAUUCACAAGAGAUUUGAGGACACACACACAAACACACACACACACGCACACACACCACUGAAACAAAAUGAGAAUAUUCUAGAUGCCCCCCCCCAAGUCCAAAAUUUAUUUAAAACAUUGAGUAUAGCUGCAAAAUCUGCUCAGAGGACAAAUGGAACGUUCAAGGCCUCAAUUCCAGAACUGUCAGAAGCCCCAAGCCAAGUGCCAGGUCUACUUCCACAGCUCCCUACACACAAAGAAGCUGUGCCUGGGUGAUUUUCUCACUAGAGCCUUGACUGGCCACGUGGCAGAACAGAGCUGUUCGUAAAGUGGAUAAAGAUCAGACGGCCACUGGAGGAGGCCUCCACUGGAAGCCAGAACCGGAAGCAUGGCCAUGCCGUCCCAGGCUGGGCAUGGAAUGAACAAACCAAGACCUGAGUUGACAUGCCUCUUUGUGUUACUUCUCUGCCAUGUAAAUCUGUGCUGUUGGGGUCAUGCAGCGUCUACCCUCAGAACUGUUUCCUAGCAGUGAGGCAAGUGAAAAGCCUCGAAUUAAAAGCAUUAUUAUCAGGAAGUUCAAAGGAGAUACUUUAAUAAGGAACUCUGAAAACCUUGUAUGUGUAUAUCUUGUUAGAAUAAAAUUCCUGCAGUCAUGAGGGCUCUCUUUUUACUUGAGGGUGGAGGUGUUGUUCUAAUAUAACAGGAGUGAUUAUGUUAAUAGAAAAUUAUUCAUCUGGCUUAAAUUAAUUGUUUACGUUAAAAAUAUAGUUUGAAAUGCUUCAGAUAAAGGGUAAGCGGGGAAUAGCUGUUUCAUCUACUCAAGGUAGAACUUGGCAAGAAAACAUCCUGUUUACAAUGUGUUGCAGAACAGAUACAUCCUACUCAGAACAAGAACAUAUAAUUUUUUUUUUUACAACUAUAUGGGUUAUUUCCGAACAAGAAUUAUAGGAUAUAAGAAUUAUAAAAUAUCAGUUGUACAAAGCAAGAAUUUUAUCUGUAGUAUCUUCAGUGCCUCAGAGAGCCAGUGCAGGGAAUCACUGUUUUCUGCUCAAUAAAUAUUUUCUCACUAGUGUAUAAUUAGCUAUCUUUCCUUGGAGCCUUCUCUGAUCUUGAUUAGACACAAUACCCAGCAGCCUGGGAGUCGUGUUUCGCCCACUCUGCCUGUUCCCCAGCCAGUUUGUCUCCUCUUGUUGAACCUAUCUCCAGCGUGUUCGUAGAAUUCCCCCCUUAGAACAGCAGCCUUGGCAAUCCAAUACCCAAGUGAAGAGAAAUGUGAUGAAACAUCGGAUUGUACCAACCAGAAGACAGUGCAUAGCUACCAUGCUUCAGCACCCUCAUGCAGACCCAGGGGUGAAAUGUGUGCAUCUCUUCCUGGCACCAACUGCCAGAACUCCUCUCUGGGGGCUUCACAUUGGUCACAGCGGCUCAUCACAGAAAUCAGCAAGUAACACAAACCAGAGCGCUACUUCAGAUUCAAGUUGCCGACACCCUGUUGGUUCUAACUAGCGGAAAGCUUCUUAGGAGUCCAAGAUGGCCUCUGAUGAAAAUAACCCUAAUGCAUGAGCUUCCUAAUGAAAAAAGACUAGACUCCAUUCUUCAAUGAAGUCUCAGCGGGUGAUGCUAGAGGUGGCAGGUGAAAGCUGAGACAUUCCUGAUAUGGGAAGUGACCAGUGGCUUGGGCGACCACUUGCCUUAGUGUAGGUACUCUAUAGCACAAGCUAAGCAUGGAAGGUGUAAGGGUUGGCAUCAUUUUAACGGGACCACCAAAUUUAGUACAUAAUUCAGCAAAGAAAAAGCAUAGGAGUCUAAGAUCAACUCGACAAAUAGGUCUCUUUCUAGUUUUGUUUUGUUUGGGGUUUGUUUGUUUGUUUUUGAGACUUGUUUUGUAGACCAGGCUGGCCUAGAACUCAUAGAAUUCCUGCCUCUCCCUCCCCAAGUGCUGGGAUUACAGGCGUGUGCCACGCCUGGGCAACAAAUAGUACUAACAGCUGAAUUAUGAGCUUGAUGGGGGUGGGGAAGGAAGUCAGGAGGCAGGAAAUGGAAUACAGAAUGCAUGGUCUGAGAAAGCCAACACCUAAACAAGGCAAAAAUGAUAUCCUAUAUGUGUGAGGUGCUGGCAACCCUGCAAUUCAUGUUUGCAGACUGAAUAAUUGUUUGACCCUCCAGAUUCAACCCGACUUCUUCAUGAAACUCUAAGCUAGUUGGUCACUAAUAGGGGACAGAAGCUAUGAACAAAUUUCAAAUGCAACUGCUUUCUAAAGACCCAGACACUGGCUCUAUUUGCAAACCCCCACGCCAACCAAUUUAUGUCACUCAGCAUAUAUUUUAGUCAUAGUUAAGAGCCCCUGAUCCGUGGUGUCCCUCCCAGCAUCAUUCCUCCCUCAAAGACCAGGCCAACUGAUUAAAACACCUUUUUUCCCACGCUGUUGCCACUGUCUUUAGUUUCCCAGGACAUAUCCAUCAUUGGCAGUAUCGGCAUUUGCAUAUGCAGUAAUUCGACUCCGUGCUUACUCCUGCCCUUGAUGGGGGCAGCUGGGGCAUUUGUAACAAUGAUCUAGCCUGUGUCCUGCCAAGCAAACCAACACCCAGCUCUGGGGACAGGCAAGAUAAGCCGGGAAGGAGUUAAGAAACAUGCCCUAGCCACAGAGGAGCACCAUGAUGAAGAACACACUGGCAACACCAUGAUGAGGACACACCACAGAAUUCAUUAAAGAAGUCUGUGGGGUCCAAGAGGUUUCUCCAGUGGGGUAAUAGUUAAACAGAAGCUCAAGGGAGAGAAGGAACCAGCCAGCUGAAUGGAGCUGAGCAGAAAGGAAAAUGUCCUAGAUAAAGGAAAGAGAAAAAGUAUAGAGGCCAGAAAACUGAAAACAGCAUGGGCGUUUUAGGAAGAGGUAGGUGAGGAGUGCUUCCUAGAUAGAGCCGAGUUGUUCUGGUCAUUGAAAGGUUUUGGGCAAAGGACUGAUGCUGCCAGUGGCUUCUUGUUUCAGGACAACCCUGGCUUCAGAGAAAGUCUGGACUGGGUAGGGAAGAGGCUGAAGGCAGAGCGAAUAAGAGGCUACUGUAGUGACCAAGGCCUAGAAUGAGAGAAAGAGAGGGCUGGGGGUGUUAUCCAGGCGGUAGAGUGCUGGUGUAGCAUGAUGCAGGAUUAGCUGGGUUUGAUUCCUUCGAAAGUACUAGGUGACAUGGUGCAUGCCUGUUUUCCCAGCACAUGGCAGGUAGAGGCGGGAAUUCAAGGCCAUCCUUGACUAUAUAUCCUAUCCGGUUAAAGAAAGAUUGUGCCAGGCAUUUCCUUUAGCAGCUUUUGUGUGUUUCCAUGUGAUGGGGGCCUCUUUUCAGCCUUUGCUUACACUAGACCUUUUUGCAACAAGAAACAAUUGAUCAGUCAUUCUUCAGCUUCUAGAACAUAACUCUGACAAAUUUCUAAAGUCAUCUUUAGUUCAAAUGAGCAUAUAAUUUUAGAAAUGGAAAGCUUCACAGGAAGGCUGGGGUAGUGGUGCAUGCCUGAAAUCUCAGCACGUGGAGGCUAGAUGGUCUAGAGUUCAGACAGGAAGCAUGCCUCACUGGAAAAGUGCUUGUUUAUCAUGUGUGAGGCCCUGGGUUCAAUGCUCAGUAUUGAAAGAUGGGAUGGUAAAGACAGAAGGGGGCCUCUUUCCAGCGGGGCUCAGUUUGCUUGUUAUUUGGUUUGGUUGCUUGGGUUUUGUUUAUUGUUUGUCCUCUGAAGCCACUUGCAGAGCUUCUUUUAGAUAGACUCCUUCCAUCAGCCUUUUAAGUAAUCACAUCUCAAGAUUGUGUAGCUGUCUUCAUGCCAUGCCCUGUCUCCCACAUUUACAGCCCCCUAUUGCCACAUGUAAAUGAAGAAUUAUAGAUCAGGUUUUGUCUUAUUGUUGUUUUUUGUUUUGUUUUGUUUUUUAAACUGGCUACCUCUUAGUUACAUCUAUCCCCAGAAAAGCUCAUCUCAAUACCACUUAAAAAUAAAGGUAAUUUCCUCCUGUCGUCUGUACCAAUCCUUUUUUGUGGUAUCCACCUCCAGUCACAGCACAAGCCCGUGAGAUUAGCUCAGCCACAUCAUCCCCUUGACCACAGAGUUUAGUCUGUCACCAACACCUUUCAACUCACUCACAGGACUGGCCAGCAUCCUGGUUCCCUCAUCUGUGUCCCCACAUCCACAACUCC
Psammomys obesus (fat sand rat) is the source of this 5954-nucleotide messenger RNA. It is a transcript of the gene Acp3, whose product is annotated as acid phosphatase 3. The transcript has 11 exons. Lineage: Eukaryota; Metazoa; Chordata; Mammalia; Rodentia; Muridae. Bases 36 to 1184 code for a protein of 382 amino acids. Gene Ontology annotation, cellular component: lysosome; plasma membrane. Gene Ontology annotation, biological process: lysosome organization; dephosphorylation. The record is from RefSeq and is a predicted model, not a curated record. Gene Ontology annotation, molecular function: acid phosphatase activity.